Messenger RNA from Aplysia californica (California sea hare), 1253 nucleotides. Its product is annotated as snaclec A11-like. The coding region runs from base 342 to 872 and encodes 176 amino acids. Lineage: Eukaryota; Metazoa; Mollusca; Gastropoda; Aplysiida; Aplysiidae. The record is from RefSeq and is a predicted model, not a curated record. The transcript has 2 exons. Gene Ontology annotation, molecular function: signaling receptor activity.
AUCAGCAUAUUAACUGGAGUCACGAUGUGGAAAGAUUAUUGUGCUACGGAUGAUAACGAACAAAAAAAAAAGGUUACCUGUGACAGAAAACGAUAGUUUUUUUUUCGCCAAACUUUCUCGCAUGGGAUAGAGAAACAGCAGGUGGAUUUUGUUUCUUUUUAUUCAUCUGACCUUAAAAAUAUAGAAAAAAAGUAUGCAACCCAUUUCAUGACGGAAAUCACUCUUUCCCUACUAUAAAAAAUGCAAAUUCUUUUCAAGAAUUUUACAAUAAAUAACCCCGGCAAAGUCCCAGUAGCAUCACUUGUCCGUUCUGCUGGACAACAUCAGAUAGUCGAGUCACCAUGCUGUCCUUUAGCUCUGCCCUCGUUGUUUUCCUAGUGCUGGGACUAGGAAAUACCAAAAGUAUCGAUGACUGUCCAUCGGGGAUACCACGGAACAAGUUCUUGCAGUUUCGCAAAGGCCUGUGUUACGAGUUCGCAGUGACAACAUAUCGUUACUUCUGGCAUGCCGAGAGCAACUGUCUGGCGAACGGCGGGCUACUCGUUCAAAUCAAGUCAAAAGAUAUUAACGACUACAUUCAAAAAGAGCUUCAUGAAACCUACAAGGAGCCAUAUGACACAUGGAUCGGUCUUGACGACGCCAAUCCUGGGGAGAAAUUCACGUGGGCCGACGGCAGCAGUGUGAAUUAUGAAAACUGGGCACCUAAUGAAGGCGAGAGAUUUGGUGGCGGGUUGGACGCUUGCGCCACAAUCGACCCUGUCAACGGAACCUGGAUCGAUUAUCCCUGCCAAGGAUUUCUUUUUGAAGAAGUCAAACCUUACGUGUGCGAGUAUGACCCCGAUAACCUUUUGACCACCCCAGCUACGAAUUAGUAUUUUAAUAUAAUUUGGCUAAAAAGAACUCCUCGCAAUUAAAGACAAUUAACCGUUUACUGAGACCAAAUAGACAUGCUCGUUAGUAAAACUGAUUAUGUUAGAAAUAAAUAAUGUUCUGAUGAGAUCAAUAUGUCUCCCUGUCUCACUUACGAUAACUGAAACUCCUCCAAUAUGAGGCAAUUUCUGCUGUUGAAGAGAAAAACUUUCUCAUCCUGAGUUGACUCUAUUCAUUUGUGGAAUCUUCAUAACAAGUACAUAUUAUUAAAAGUUAAGUCGCCAUCAGUAAUAACAUAUUCCUGUCUAUUCUGGUUGCUCGUAAACGAUUUGAUUUCAACAUUUAUAGAGGUAGACGUCUUACCAAUAAAUUGUGCAUUGGAA